CGAAAUCUGUGCUAUUUAGUUGUGAUAAUUUUGUUUUAAUUUUCGGAUUUUGUUCCUGCUAAUUAUUUUGCAAAUAACCAGCCAAUUGGAGAUUUCAGGAGGAGUUGUUUCACAUUAACUGCUUUAUUGAAUGAACCGAUCAAAUUUUUCAUCAUGAUUUGCAACGUAUCUUUUUAAAUAUUUAUAAUCGAAGAAAGUUAAUUAAUUUUAUGUAAGAUUUUCUAUGUAAACACGAAAACUACUGAACAUAAGUACUGAUUCACGAUAAAAUGAGCAACCACUUGAAUUUCCACCAAAAGUAAAAAUAGAAAGAUUUGGAGUUUAAAAUAUUUGAUGAAAAGUUGUUAAUCCAUUUCUAGAAUAGGCUAGAAAAUAUGUGCUUGGAAAUAUUUCAAUCAAGCGAGCUUUUAAGACAUAAACAAUUGAAAGUUUCUUGUGCCUGUUAGCGAUGACGAUUUGCUCCUUGAAGAUGAAGAGGAUGAAUUGGGAUCACUUAAUCUACCUCUGUCUCGUAUUGACAUGUGCUGUGCAACCAGGCUCGAAUGCAGCUGGACCUGUUUAUGUUCCCAGUGCUCCCAGAGCAGAAGCUUUGACGGCGGCUGAAGACAUCGACUCUGAUGCCAGUUUACCAACGGUGACCGUUCGAGGUUUCCUAAACUUUAGAACGACGGUGGACGGCACAGUCAUCGUGUUCACGCCUGCAUCAGGUGUUCCUCAGGACCCUACCCCUGCGUCCAGUAUUUAUUCCCCACCAUCCAACCCUCCGUCACUUGUGUCGAGAAACGACGACAUCCAACACUUGUCUUUCACCAACAAUGACAGGGACACGCAGAAAAGGACAGAGCUAGAAAAUGAAGCACACACGCCAGAAGAUGACAGACAGAACUUCAGGCAAAGGCAUCUUAAACCUGGUUUCAGUAACCUUGGAACGACUCCUGAUUCAGACGAUCUCCAAGAGCCUCAGCAGAACCUCCAGAAACCUGGUGCUACACCACCUUUACAGCAGUAUCCUACAGGCUUAGUAACCGUUCUGGGUGGAACACACGUCAAGGAUGGGGCCACCACUGUCUUCGAAACCAAGGUCAUCGGGACUUAUAUCGAAGGGAAAUACGCACAAAUUCUACAAAGUACCUCACAAAUCAUCUUUCCUGCACGACCAGAGGAUUUGUCGACGCCAAAACCAAGUCCAACAAAGCCAGUUUACCAAAAAUCAGCAACAGCGACUGUGGCGAGUAGUCGUUCUAUACCAACCAAACCGAACAAGCAUUUGGGAGAGCCCUCUGCCAGCAGAUACAAGCCUACUGUUGGCAGUGUGACAAAAGAAUAUAGAGCCACUACAGUUGGGAGUAGACAAGCAGAUCGACGAACGGAUGAACCUCUGAAUUCGAACACUGUUCUUCAGUCCUCCUUCAAGCUUCCAGAAGGUGUUCAAAAUCGUCAAUCUACUCACCCUACGGAGUCCUUGGAAAAGACUUCGCGAUCUUCUUACAGCGUCCCUAGAAGAUUUCGACCAACUGUAGUGCCUGAUAUUCCACCUGAAGAUGAGAACACAGUUCCGGAAUCUCAAAAUGGAAGAGGAGGAGGCCGCGGAUUCCGCUACGUUCUUCCUAGACGAAACACACCUUCAGUACGCUUGAAUCGUUUCAAAGUGAAGCUUUCUGUUCGAAAUGACGGAGGAAUCACGGGCUUGGUAACACCACAGGACAACACUUUUGAUCCCGAUGAGGAAAUCAUGGAAGAAUACGAUCCACUUGCCCCCGUAGAUCCUGCCAAAGUCAUUUAUGAAAAAACCACCAUUACAAGUGAAGUGACGUUACAUGUAGGACGAAGAAAAUCUAUUCGUACUCUUACCAUUACAACCAACGUUCCAAAAACCAGACAUAUUUAUCCUACAUAUGGAAUCAACGAUGCCCACGACAUAUCACCAGCCAACAAUAAUGCUAUAUUUGCUACUUUGAGCCCUAUCGACGAUGAUGCUGUUCCGCAAGUUGUUGUUACAAGAACGUACACUACUACAGAGCGAAUGUUGAAAACUUCCGUGGUUCCAAUUUCUGAUAACGAGACAACUUCCUAUCAUACUGUUACAGAAAGUUUUUUCAUCCUGAAACUCAUAACUGGAUACAAAACCUUACCUGCUUCUGAAAUGACCAUGUAUCCUAAUGAAACCACCGAAACUGAAUUUGAUGAAUCAGUUGAUCAGCUAGGUGGUCUUCUUGAUGGUGCUGUUCAACUUGAGCCCUCACCCCGUCAGCAGAUUAUUCAAACGCCAAUACCAAAUGGUUUGUUGCAAGCGUCUGGUAGUGGCAGAGAACCUGCCAUUGUACCAUAUGAUCAAACAAAAGGUAAAGCGAAUGCGAAUGAUUUGUCGAAUUCUUUACUGUCUUUGGGUGCAGCAUUGCAACAAAAUCCUUUGGCGGCAGUGUAUCUCGGUCUUCAGCAGUUGAACAAACAUGCCACCCUUUACUCAACAAUUACGAAGACUUCGACUUAUGUUCAAACUGACAUCGUUUAUAGCACAAAAGUUGUCAGUUUUUACGACGGCAGAAGGACGAGGACACGGACGCUGUCUGAAUCUAUAUCUACCACAGAACAAACGAAGACAUCUUUGAUUACGACCGUUGAGCCUUAUCUAAAUACUCAAUUGUUUCAGCAACAAAAUCAGCUUCAGCAAUUGCUUGGAGGUACGCAGUUGGGUACAGGACCACAGCUGAUUCCCCCUCCACCUCAGUAUAGCACCCUGACGACGACUUAUACAACAGUUACUACUGCAACUAGUUUAAGUACAAGGGUAUAUACUCUAAUUUACAAUGCAAUCAGCACAAAAUUCAGAACAGUAACUAGUACAUCGUUAUACGAAACAACUGUAACUGUGACCAGCACAAGUGAAGUACCGAUUGCAAUAACAGCACCCCCUGGAGGAGUGUUUCCUUUUCUCGGCUGAAAUCGGCGGGAAAAAUGAUAAAUACAUAUCACGUGAUUAGUAAAUUCUUUUAACGUCAAAGAAACAUUUGUCAAAAAAGUGACUCAUGUGAAGUUAUAUAGUAGACUUUUUAAAAUUGCAAAAGAGAGACUGUACUUGUUUGCAUUAUGACUCAUACGAAAGACUUUAAUAAAUUGAUUGAAAAUUAAAAACUUUCAGGAAUUAGCACAAAGACGAUUUGAAAAAUCUCUCAUUUCCGUAUAACUGUGCUCGGGUACCCAAAGCUGUACAAACAUUUUCACGAAGGAAAUCAUUUUUGCUCAAAAUGGUAACUACUAAUCUUAGUAGAGUGUAAAUAGAAUAAUUUAACAACCUUUUCGCCUUCAUCCAAAUCAGGUUUUCAUUUUAUUUGCGAGAAAGAACUUUACUUUUGCAUCAUUUUGAACCAUUAAAUUAGAGGUACGAAUUCAUCUGAAUCAGGAAUUGAAGAUACAUGAACUAUUCAUAUCCAGAUACGUUGUUAAACUUAUUUAGCUUUAACUGAACAGAAAAAAAUGAGAGGAGUUAAUAGUGUUAUGAAGACUUAAAAAAUAUAAUAAAUGACGAGGUGCAAUAAUCUGACAACGUUAAUUUAAACGGAGUUUAUUGAACAUUCUUCAAUCUUUUCGGAUGAAGAUUGUGUAUGUUAUGUACAAAUUCGCUGUGUUGAAUGUGCUACAAACUACUUAUGUGGUAAUUUAAAACGCUGUUUUGUUUUCUUUUAUAGAAAUUUCCAAAAAUAUUGAAGUGAUAUUUCCUGAUUUCUUUGAGUUGUCAGAGUAUCUACCAGAUUCUACACAUGCAAUGAAAAUUCAGAAAGUUCUACAUCGUCCUGUUCUAGUUUGUGUGUGUAUAACAUUCUGUGUUGUACUUUUAAUAAAAAAAAUAAGACUAAAAUAGCGGCUCUGCUUCAAUUUAAAUGUUUUCACAUAAUUUUUCAACAAUUUGAAUAUUUUUAACAAAAAAUUGUUUAAAAUGUUUAAAAAACUACAUGAUUUAAAAAAAUAUUAUCUUAAUAAAUGCCAUUAGCUUUGCUUUUUGAAUAUUUAUGGAAUACAAAAAAUAAAUACCUUUGUGCUGAAAAGUAAAGUAAGAAAUAACGUCAAAAAGCACACAUUGCAGAUAACUGCAAACACGUGUUUCGGCGUUACAAGGAACGCCUUUUUCAAUGCAAAAAGUAAUGACCUUAUGGAUGAAAAG
Uloborus diversus is the source of this 4159-nucleotide messenger RNA. RefSeq lists its product as uncharacterized. The record is from RefSeq and is a predicted model, not a curated record. The transcript has 5 exons. NCBI's taxonomy places the organism in Eukaryota, Metazoa, Arthropoda, Arachnida, Araneae, Uloboridae. The coding region runs from base 449 to 2941 and encodes 830 amino acids.